CUUUCACGAUGGAAUGGGGGAAUCGACAUUUAUGUGGAUUCUUCGGCUGCCGACAUCGUCGGAAUAGAAAGUCGUUGCCGUUAUAAUACGCACUUCACAAUAUUUCUCGAUCUCUGAUAAUUGUAUAAAACGAUAAACUAAACAGUUCACAGCCUAUAUAAUUUAGCUUAGUGGUUAGUGAUUGAAGUGAUAAUUUUAUUGCAAAGUGUGGAAUUGUUUAGCUACCGGACGAAGGAAUUACAGAAUUGAUGACAUAACCAGAGAAAAUUCUAAAAUGUGCGUCGAAGAACCAAAAAAUAGAAAUAACGGCCAAGUUAAGAACAAGGACUACUGUAAUACUAGUGCACAUCUUCUGGAUUCCUCAUACGGUGUUGAUAAAUUAGACUUGCUGAAGUUUCACAAAUUAUCCUGUUUGGUUCUUCAGAACUUAAUUGAAACUGUUUCAAUUUCAACAGGAAGUUUGAUUCAUCAACAAUCGACGCAGGCGGAAUCCAGAAGAGUUUUGAGGACUUUAUUGAUAAUAUGAUUUCUUAUGGGGCUGAUAUUCCAUGCGACGACUCUGAGGAAAGUUUUAGUUCAAAGGAACUGCCAGAUUUUUACGACGAAACAUUAUUCAGGAAGGGUCAGGCGUUAUACCAUGAUAACAUAUUCGGCAUAUUCUCCGCAAAAUUUUUUGGUUUGUUGUCAAUUCUUCCUUCAAUAUUGCGAGUUUUGGUGCAUACGAGAAUGUCAGGGAGUGAUUUAGCAGCCUACAGGAGAUAUAUGGGAACUAUUUUUCAUAUGAACAUUUGGUAUGACCAUAGUUUCAUGCCGGGAUCAAAAUCUUGGAAAUCAAUUAAAGAAGUGAAAUCUAUGCACAAUUCAGCAAGCAAAAGGUGUUCUAAGGGAGGUUUGGGUAAGAUUAGUCAAAUGGACAUGGCGUUAACUCAGUUUGGGUUUAUGGGCUAUCAACUAACGAGAAGUAACUGGUUUGGUAUUGGACAUAUCACCGAUGAAGAAUGGAAAGGUUUCGUACAUCUAUGGAGAGUUGUGGGUUAUGUUCUAGGUAUUGAGAAUAGAUUUAAUAUCUGCAGAAAUUCUGUGGAGGAAACCAGACAAAUAUGUGAGAAACUUAUUCAAAAAGUUUUCGUUCCUCAUGUGGGCAAACAGGACAAAGACUUCCUUAAAAUGUCAGAACAUCUUACACACGGAUUAUGGUGCAUGAGUCCUCUUUUAAAUUUUAACGUUGUCAUGGUAACACUGCAGCUGCUUCUAGAAAACGACUCUGGUGAUAUUCAAAAUCGAAGUAACAAAUUAACCACCUUAGAAAGGAUUACCAUGUUGUCUUUUAAAAUAGUCAUGUUAUCUUUAAAAUGGAAAGUUUUUAGGUUGUAUUUUAAUUUUGUCAGGUAUUUAGAACUCUGGUUAAUGAGGGUAUGUCCUUUUCUGGCUUAUUAUAAAUUCGGUUAUGUCAAUUCGCACGUCAGAGUUCUAGCCGAGUAACUAAGAAAUUAAUAAACAU
Messenger RNA from Cylas formicarius (sweet potato weevil), 1501 nucleotides. RefSeq lists its product as uncharacterized. The transcript is spliced from 7 exons. The coding region runs from base 523 to 1482 and encodes 319 amino acids. The record is from RefSeq and is a predicted model, not a curated record. NCBI's taxonomy places the organism in Eukaryota, Metazoa, Arthropoda, Insecta, Coleoptera, Brentidae. Gene Ontology annotation, molecular function: oxidoreductase activity.